Molecule: messenger RNA, 1107 nt
Organism: Rhizoctonia solani
Lineage: Eukaryota; Fungi; Basidiomycota; Agaricomycetes; Cantharellales; Ceratobasidiaceae
Product: glycoside hydrolase family 61 protein
Exons: 6
Coding region: 1-1107 (368 amino acids)
Source: RefSeq, a predicted model, not a curated record
AUGCAGCUUCUUGAAGCACUCUCCGCACCUCUCACACAGGCUUCUCAAUGGCUCACUUCUUUGUUCUCUCCUGAAGAUGCUUCACAAUCUCUCUUUCCUUUCAUUCCUAGACCGGUUAAAUUGGCGGUUUUGCUGGUCUUGAUUCUAAAUGCAAGAAGUUGGCCUGGGGUUUGGCAUUUCCGCGUGUUCAAAUCGGUCAUCAACUAUCGACUGAACGAGCUUUUCACCAAGCGCAAAGACAGCUAUAAAUUUAUUGCCAGCCUUAGCCCUAUUGGACGAAGCGUCUUUCCUACCGCGGACGGCGCAGACCCGGGUGCCAUUAGUGUGCUGAAAUCCUGGGCUGCCUUGGACGACUGUGACUUUAAUGGACAUCUUUCGAACUCGUGUUAUGCGAAGAAUUUGGAUCCCGCUCGGAUGCAAGCUUGGGUAGAAUGGUGUCCUUCUUUGUUCCAGGACGGAGCAUGGGUUGCGUUGGGAGGUGCACACUACCAUUAUAUUAGGGAAAUACCUAUGAAUGCGUCGUAUGAGAUUCGAGUUAGUAUUGGUGGAUGGGAUGAAAAAUGGAUCUACCUUGUAGCCAAAUUCGUUACUCGUCCUAAAAGAAAGUCUAAAUCAAGUACACCAAAUGCUCAUUCGGCCACCGCUACCUCGAUUCCAUCUAUUACUACUCCUUCGACUCCCCUCGGCACCGAGCCUUCGACUCCGGGCGAGCCAGCUCUGAGUUCGAGCGGGAAAGUUACGCCCCUGGACGCAUCGCGCGUGGACACAAAACUUACCUCCAAGCCUAUCCUUCGCACUCAUGACGACGAUGGCGCAUUGAUUCACUGUGUCGCUGUAUCAACCUAUUGUUGCAAACAUGGACGGGUGACCGUUCCCCCCAAGAUCGCUGGCUAUCUCUGGGUUCUCAUUGACCGAGGCAACUGGGAGCAUGCGACGCAUCUGCGUGAGCGUGGAUCGGCUCGUAUGACCGAGUUCCUGCGUGGUGGAUGGAAAACAGAAGAGAACAAGUUCUGGGAGUUGGGUCCCGAGGUCGAGGCGGAUCGAGCAAGGCGGAUCGCAGACUUGAAGAAGCUGACUGAGGGAUUGGAUGGGUUGAGGGCUUAUUAG